AAUGAAUUUACUCUUGGGCACAUGUCUUGGAUUGCUGUUCAACUUUGUUGAUUUUAAUACAGGUGCUGAUAUGACUGCAGAAGAAAAGAAAGUCUUCCUUGGAGGGAGUGUGAGUUUGCUGUGUCUUAAUCUGUUGACACAGACAGACUGCAGUAAUGUUACAUGGCUGUCUAAUGAUGAUCCUGCCAUUGAGUUGGUCACCCUUGGUAAACGCAAUCCGGACAGCUCACAGAGAGAAGGCAGAGUGAGUCUGAUGUCUGACUGCUCUCUACACAUCAGUGAACUCAGAGCUGGAGAUAAUGGAUGCUACACCUGCCGUCAGUAUUCAGGUUUGCAUGGAAGCAAAAUUGAAGAGGAUGCCAGAAUUUGCUUGAUUAUUAAUAAAGCUGCUACUUCCAUGAACAAUAAUGACAGCACUGAUGACAGAGAAGACCUGUUAAUGAUAAUAAUCCCAUCAGUGCUCAUCGUCGGUGCUUUGUCAGUGACUGCACUCAUCAUUUGGCUGAGAUAUCACAGGAGAGCACAAAUGAGAACAUCAGUUGAAAAUCAGAACAUAUUGGAAUUUGAAACCAAAAUAACUGAACGUGAACACAAGAAUGGUGAAGAUGUGAACUACAUUGAAUUAAACUACAAUGUAAUGAAACCAAGGAAAAUGGACGUUGACAAAGUAGCGGACAUUGACCAAAAAACUGAAUAUGCUGUCAUAAAACUUUGCUGAUCGCUGUAAACAUGUUACGCUAAAUAAUUCCUCAGUUGUACAGCAUAAAAUAAGUUGAU
Molecule: messenger RNA, 777 nt
Organism: Sinocyclocheilus anshuiensis
Lineage: Eukaryota; Metazoa; Chordata; Actinopteri; Cypriniformes; Cyprinidae
Exons: 6
Coding region: 2-718 (238 amino acids)
Biological process (GO): positive regulation of ERK1 and ERK2 cascade; T cell activation; interleukin-15-mediated signaling pathway
Cellular component (GO): membrane raft; external side of plasma membrane
Molecular function (GO): protein tyrosine kinase binding; MHC class II protein binding
Source: RefSeq, a predicted model, not a curated record